UGGCCGGUGCGCUCUUGCGGGCCGCCUUGGUGGCCAGCUGUUUGCGCGGGGCCUUGCCGCCCGUAGACUUGCGCGCUGUCUGCUUCGUACGAGCCAUGCCAAAAGCGACCUACAAAGACAUACCACGCCAGCACAAACAUGCCGGGCAGACUUGCCGGUAUUUAUAGUACGUAGGGUGUAGUGAUUGGAUGAGAGAAAUGCUUAACUACAAGUCUACAGGCUCUGAUUGGUCUAUCUCUGAAUUUUCCAACAACUGCGCAGUUUCAUUGGCUAUCACGUUAUCCUCAGCUCUUUCCAAGGUUUUGUUUCUUCCACUUCCGACUUUCACAGUCUGAAUGCAAUGCUUUUGAACCUUACCUUUCAAAACACUAGACAUGGACUUCAUUGGUAUUGCUUCAAAGGUCUAUAUUUCUUUUGUCCUUCGGGAGGAAAAAUUGAGAAAUACUGUCCGCAAUAACGUACUGUUUAUAGUCCCUGCUCAAUAACCCGAUAUCAGGUUACAAAUUUCUGAAAUCUUUUUCAAAAAUGUGAUUCUUUUGUAAUGCUUAAGUUGAGGAACUCCUUUGAAUCCGACAAGACAAUUUCAACCAUAAUCAAAUUACGCUAGCGUUUACAGAAAUUUUCCUGUAAUCAGGAAUCUAUUUGUUAAAUGUUAAAGCUGACUUCUAAACGUGGAGCAUUCUUAUGUGUCUCGUAUACCUUAUAUCUUCUAAAGCCUCGAGUGCAUUUUGCCAGGUGUAAAAUAGCAGUGACUAAACUCUCCAGUACCGACCUCUGAGCCUUGAGGAGGAGGCGUGUCCUCGUUCCCAUCAAGUGGAAAUCAGAGCCACAAGGACAAAUUUACCACUGCCAAGGCCUAACCUUACAGUUUUUAAAAUUCUUCCAAGCUUAAAAGCAUCAGAUGUGACAGAUUUGUACUAAGAGUAGGCAUACCAGAUUCUACCGUUUGAUUGGUUGAGUCUUUUAUACUGAUCAGCCAUUAAGAAAAGAAAUCUAGCAUCUUCAUUUGGGUGGAAAAUUCGCUAUUUUAUUUGAAUCCAAUGGCUACACAGGAGUCGGGAACCUUUGCUUAAAUUCCUGACUCCAGCAUUUUCUUUUAAACACCUGCGUUUAAUUAGAUUCCUCACUUAUUAUACUAAGAAAAGCUUGAUUUUCAAAAACUGUUUCACUUACGAAACCUUCCGUUCUUGGAGAAAGGUUGUGUACCUGUUAGUGUCAUCGACUAUCCUUCAAAGGCUUAGCUUCAGAUCGUUCCCUUCCAAAUUGUUAGAAAUUACGUGUUGCGUUUUGAAAACCUGCACCCUGGAAAAUGGGAAACGGUUGAGAACGGUAGGGAAGAUGGACGUGGGAACAUCACAUUAUUGGCGGUAAACUGGCAACCAGCCCCUCUGUGGUUGGCGGGAAGCAGGGAGGCUCGGGUUACCCAGGCCCGCGCGGACUUGUUUGAGAACCUCUGCCGCGCAGCGCGGGAAUGAGACGCCACUGUCUUCUCCCGGCCGCCAGGCGACUGCCCAGAGCCUCUCGUGAGAGGCAUUUUGUUCUUUCAUGUUUCUCCACGAUGUGAAAUCGCUUUAGCGGUGUUGAUACUUUUCAAUGCUCCUUACAGCCACAAGGAAGCGAAAGGAAGAUCGCUCUAAGCAGUUGUGUCCUCUCGCUUUCACACAAGGAACCCUAAGCCCCCACAGUCCUCCCGGCGCUUGUUUGAUGCCCCUCCCUUGCCUGGUUUUGAGCUUCAGAAGUCUUUGGUGAAUGCGACAUACUGACAGGGAACAGGUGAUAGGUAAAGGGGAACAGCCGCUGGUUGGGGUUACGUGGGAAGGAUGAAAAGGCAUCGGGAAUUCGUGCAGCGCAUUGGAUUGUAAAAAUAAGUUGCAAUCACACUUGUAUAUUGUUUUCUGCACGUGCAGCUUGCGUGUUAACUGCCGCGUGAGUUCUGGUGUUUCCCACGACACUCCUCUGACCGAAAUUCACAAAAGGCCGGGUGCAGGCCUAUCAGUCUUCGGCGUUGCCGGCAAGGCCACGGCACUGAUGAGAGCUGGUCCCGAACCUGCAAGACGAGGCCUCCACCCAUCCACACACACACACCCCCAACCCAAGCACACCCCGCUUUCCUCUCUCCCUCCCGCCACUCAAGACGCCACCUUUCACGGUUACUAAUUAGAAACAGGCGCCCCUGACAACACCCAGCUGAAGCUCCUCGGAUUCCUGUUUGAGGGCCCCGUUUACAAACAGCUCUCCCUCCGCCCCCCGAGAUGAGGCCGGUUUUGCGGUCCGCGCUGAGGUCCGGGGGCCGCAGAGCCCGGCCCCUCCCCGCCCCGAGUUUCCGUGCCCGAAGCGGCCGGGGUGGCGGCCGGGGGCCCGCGCGCGCCCGCGCGCGCGGCUGGCUAGAGGGACCCGGCGGAGAGGCGGCGCUCCGAGGCGAGAGGCGAGCGGGGCGAGCACCAAUCACAGCGCGGCCCCGCCCUAUAAAUACGCGGCGCCGCCGUCCCCGGCGUCUUCCUGUCCCGUCAGGUCCCUGCAGUUGGCUCUGCCCGCCUCCCUCGCAGCAUGUCCGAGACCGCGCCGCCCGCGCCGGCCGCCUCCACUCCCCCCGAGAAGCCCGCGCCGGGCAAGAAAGCCAAGCGACCCGCGAAAGCCGCCGCCGCCAAGAAGAAGCCCGCGGGCCCUUCUGUGUCCGAGCUGAUCGUGCAAGCCGUGUCCUCCUCCAAGGAGCGCAGCGGCGUGUCCCUGGCCGCGCUCAAGAAGGCGCUGGCGGCCGCCGGCUACGACGUGGAGAAGAACAACAGCCGCAUCAAGCUGGGCCUCAAGAGCCUGGUGAGCAAGGGCACCCUGGUGCAGACCAAGGGCACCGGCGCCUCGGGCUCCUUCAAGCUCAACAAGAAGGCCUCCCCUGCGGAGGCCAAGGCCAACCCCACAAAGGUGGCGAAAGCCAAGGUGACGGGCGCCUCUAAGAAGCCCAAAAAGGUCACGGCGGCUGUUAAAAAAGCCGUCAAGACCCCGAAAAAGGCCAAGAAGCCUGCUGUAACCAAGAAGCCCUCCAAGAGUCCCAAGAAGCCCAAGGUCGUGAAGCCUAAGAAAGUAGCCAAGAGCCCUGCCAAAGCCAAGGCUGUGAAGCCCAAAGCGGCCAAGGCGAAGGUGACCAAGCCAAAGACCGCUGCCAAGCCCAAAAAAGCGCCCAAGAAGAAGUAAAGGUUCCAGUUGGAAGCUUCUUCCAAUAACCCAACGGCUCUUUUAAGAGCCACCAA
Molecule: messenger RNA, 3245 nt
Organism: Leopardus geoffroyi (Geoffroy's cat)
Lineage: Eukaryota; Metazoa; Chordata; Mammalia; Carnivora; Felidae
Gene: H1-1
Product: H1.1 linker histone, cluster member
Exons: 1
Coding region: 2548-3189 (213 amino acids)
Biological process (GO): nucleosome assembly; negative regulation of DNA recombination; chromosome condensation
Cellular component (GO): nucleus; nucleosome
Molecular function (GO): structural constituent of chromatin; double-stranded DNA binding; nucleosomal DNA binding
Source: RefSeq, a predicted model, not a curated record